AUGGAGGAGGAGGUUCCUGCAGCAGCAGCCGGUUCAAGUCAAAAGGUAGACAGAGGUGAUCAAGUGAGCAAGUACCGGUUCAACUUUGAUGCCGUGCGCAAGUAUCGGGACUUCCAGAAGUUUGACAUUGUUGAGGAUUACUCAGAUCAUUAUUAUGCAAAAUCAAUAUCAACACCAUCAGGAAAGUGGGCUAAAAAGAUCGAAAAAGAAUGGAGGAUUCUUGAAAAGGGCCUGCCUGAUACGAUAUAUGUAAGGGUUUAUGAAUCGCGGAUGGAUCUUUUAAGGGCCGUGAUUAAGGGAGCAGAAGGGACACCGUAUCAUGAUGGACUUUUUUUCUUUGAUGUGUGUUUCCCUAACACCUAUCCUAGAGACCCGCCCAAAGUGCAUUAUCACUCCGGUGGCCUAAGCAUUAAUCCGAAUCUCUAUUCAAAUGGCUAUGUUUGCUUGAGCCUUCUAAACACGUGGUAUGGUAGCAAGAAUGAAAAAUGGACACCUGGUGUUUCGACUAUGCUCCAAGUCUUGGUCUCUAUACAGGGUCUGGUUUUGAAUGCAAAGCCCUACUUAAAUGAACCUUUACUUGCAUGGACUAAUGUUGUCCCUCUUUUUGGAGGAUAUAGAUCCAAGUUAUACAAUGAGGAGAUUCUGAUGUACUCUCUCAAAACUAUGGUCUACACCAUGAACAAACCACCCAAGCAUUUUGAGGAUCUGGUGGUUGGACAUUUUCGCAUCCACGCACAUGAUAUUUUGAAAACAUUUAAGUCUUAUUAUAUGGAAGGCAUUGGAUCAGUCAGGUGCGGUGUUGACAAUGGAAAGAAGACGAGUUCGAGAUGGUUCAAGAAGAACGCAAAAUCAUACAUGGACACAGUUAUACGUGCCUUCGAACAUAUAGGAGUCGAGAAUGUGGACGAAUACAUUGUGCCUCCAGCGGAGAAGUCUCUAUUUGAGAAGAUAAUGACCUUUUUAUGUCUUGAUAAUUAA
Erigeron canadensis is the source of this 978-nucleotide messenger RNA. RefSeq names its product putative ubiquitin-conjugating enzyme E2 38. The record is from RefSeq and is a predicted model, not a curated record. NCBI's taxonomy places the organism in Eukaryota, Viridiplantae, Streptophyta, Magnoliopsida, Asterales, Asteraceae. The transcript is spliced from 5 exons. Bases 1 to 978 code for a protein of 325 amino acids. Gene Ontology annotation, molecular function: ubiquitin conjugating enzyme activity.